CUGUGUUUCUGGGACCCAGGCCCGGGGCUGCAAGGCUUCCCGUGAACUCUGUUACGACCAGGAGAGGCCCAUACAAGAGCGGAGGGAGAGGACAGUGAUUUGAAGAAUAGCUACUCCUGGCAUCCUUGUUGCCUGAUUGCUGAAUGCUGCUGGAGUUCAGGACUAUAUUUCCCAGGAUCCAUUGCAACUGGAAGACACACCCACUUUCAGGAGGACUUGCGCCGGGCUAGGGCACUUCCUGUUCGGCGCUGGGGGGGGGGGGGGAAGGUAGGAGCGAAAGUCUAGGUCGCGCUGUGGCUGUCGGGUGAGGUCGACGUCCCGCCGGCGAGCGUGGCUCAGUGACUGUGUGACUGACGGUGCGGGACCGCCCGAGAGGAGGCGGUGUGCGUGCAAAUGGGGUUCUGUGCCUGCGUCAGAGGGGCCCGGUGGGCGGGAGGGGGUGACCGUGACUCGGCGUGUCUGCUCUUGGGUCUGCGACCCGGCGGCGUGCAGAGGACAGUGUCUUGGGAUGGCCGAAGGCACAUAAGUGACAUAGCAGGAAACUCUCCUGUGGGACACUGAAUACUUGCCCGCAAAUCAACUACGUAAAGCCCAAUGCGGGCCAAGCCCUAGAGUCCCAGGAAGGUGCCCAUGCGGCCAAACCAUUUCUUGUCCACCUUACUUGGAGAGGACAGAGCUCGGGACACGUCCCUGCAGGACAGCGAGGAGAGAGACCAUGGAGACUCAGUACAGAGAUGAGGACACUGAAACAUGGAACAAGUAAUAACUAGGAAAUACAAGAGCUAGGACUCAGAUCCAGAGUACACUGACUCCAGAGUCCCUCUCUGCACUAGCUGUCAUGUAAUCCCUUCAACUUCUGCCUGAGCAUCUCUCCCUCGUCAAUAAAUACCUUUCAUACAAGCCUUGGUGGUCUGUGAGAUCUCUUCCAGUCAAGUGCUGCCCUUUCAUCUGGUGUCAGAAGCAGGAUCUAAUUAGGGAAUGCUCUCAAGGGUAGUUUCCACCCCUUCCACGGGGUUUUAGCUCCUAGGGGCUCCCUGUCUUCUUCCUGCACUCCCGGUGCUCAACACCACAUCGACUUGUGUUCAUCCGCCAAGGCGCUCUAACCAGCACUCAACACCAUCCUCAUCCAGAUUUGCUCUUCCCUCUUAGAGCAUAGCUUUUCUCCAAAUGAAGAGCCAGGAAGAGGUAGAGGUGACAGGAAUUGAACUUCUUAAAACCAUGUUCCCAGAUUCACUGACUUUCACAGAUGUGGCCAUAGACUUCUCCCAAGAUGAGUGGGAAUGGCUCAGUCUUGCUCAGAGAAGUUUGUAUAGGAAGGUGAUGCUGGAAAACUAUAGGAAUCUGGUUUCAGUGGGUCUUUGCAUUUCUAAGCCAGAUGUGAUCUCCUUAUUGGAACAAGAGAAAGAGCCCUGGGUGGUGACAGGAGAGAUAACCAGAGGCCUGUGUCCAGACUUGGAGUACAUGUGGGUGACCAAGGAAUUAUCUCCAAACCAGGAUGUUUAUGAAGAAAAAUUACCCCAGGCAAUAAUAAUGGAAAGAUAUACAAGCCAUGUCUUUGAAUGUUCCACUUUAGGGAAAAACUGGAAAUGUCAAGACCUGCUGGACAGGGAGCCAGUAAGACAGAGGACCCACUUUAGGCAAGAGACAGUUACUUGUAUAGAUAACCUCACUGAGAAAAGAGACCACUCUCACAAAUCUGGGACAGUUUUUCAUCUGAAUACAUUAUCUCAUAUAAAACAGGUUUUUCCCAUGGAAAAGAGAAUAUGCAAUCAUGAUUCAGAUAAGAACAGCUUAAAACCACAUUCAAUUAUAAAACAACAGAAGCAAGUCUAUAGAGAAAAGAAACUUUUAAAAUGUAAUGACUGUGAAAAAAUGUUCAACAAAAUCUCAACCCUUACUCUUCAUCAAAGGAUUCAUACUGGAGAGAAACCCUAUGAAUGUAUUGAAUGUGGAAAGGCCUUUAGCCAGAGUGCCCACCUUGCUCAACAUCAGAGAAUACAUACAGGGGAAAAACCCUUUGAAUGUACUGAAUGUGGGAAGGCUUUCAGCCAGAAUGCUCAUCUUAUUCAACAUCAGAGAGUUCAUACUGGAGAAAAACCUUAUCAGUGUAAGCAGUGUGAUAAAGCCUUCAGCCAGCUUGCACACCUUGCUCAGCAUCAGAGGGUUCACACUGGAGAGAAGCCCUAUGAGUGUAUUGAGUGUGGGAAGUCUUUUAGUGAUUGUUCUUCCCUAGCUCAUCAUCGAAGGAUUCACACUGGGAAGAGACCUUAUGAAUGUAUUGACUGUGGGAAAGCAUUCAGACAAAAUGCCUCUCUUAUACGUCAUCGACGGUAUUAUCAUACUGGAGAGAAACCCUUUGACUGUGUUGAUUGUGGGAAGGCUUUCACUGAUCACAUAGGACUCAUUCAGCAUAAGCGAAUUCAUACUGGGGAGAGACCUUACAAAUGUAAUGUAUGUGGGAAAGCGUUUAGCCAUGGCUCAUCCCUGACGGUACAUCAGAGAGUUCAUACAGGAGAAAAACCUUAUGAGUGUGAUACCUGCGAGAAAGCUUUUAGCCAUCGUGGCUCGCUCACUCUUCAUCAAAGAGUUCAUACAGGAGAAAAACCCUACGGAUGUGAGGAAUGUGGGAAAGCUUUUCGGCAAAGUACACACCUUGCUCAUCACCAGUGGAUUCAUACUGGAGAGAAGCCUUAUAAGUGCAAGGAAUGCAGCAAAACCUUCAGCCAAAAUGCACACCUUGUGCAACAUCAGAAAAUACACACUGGAGAGAAGCCCUAUGAGUGUAAAGAAUGCGCCCUGUUGGCCUUCCAGACCCAUCCUCCCAGAGGGAUGGCCACUCAGCUGAUGACUGAUGAGGUGCUGGCAGAAGACACACCACCCUCCCUGGGGCUAGUUUGGACAAAACCACUCUUGGACUGUAAUUUCAAUUGGGAGACAGUGACGUUCAGGGACGUGACUGUGGACUUCACCCAGGAAGAGUGGCAGCAGCUGCAGCCUGCCCAGAAGGAUCUGUAUAGGGAUGUGAUGCUGGAGAACUACAGGACCCUGGUCUCACUGGACUUGGAGACUCAAUCUGAAAUGAAAGAAUCACACCCAAAGGAUGACAUUUCAAAACACAAACCAUCCUUCUGGGCAGCCAUGGGAGAACCGGCAAGGACUGGAGCCUGGGGUCCCACCUCAGGAGCAGCAUGGAGACAAGGUGGCUGGCUGGAGGGGCAGCACAGAGGUGCCAGGAUGGGACGGGAGGGGCUGGGAAUUCCCCAGGUGAGCAAACUCCUUGGGGACCCAGUCUCCCAGGGCCAAGAACUGAAGAUGUGUGCCAACCAGAGCUCUACCCUAGUCUGGCCGAAGCCAGACGAGCUCACAGAAAAAGGGGCCUGUCCAUUUGCAAGGCCUGGGAAGAACGGCAGCACUUCAGAUCUCAGUAAGGCCCCUGCAUCCUGCAUGGAGAAGAAACCCUACGACUGCAGGGAAUGUGGCAAAGCCUUCAGCCGCAGCUCUUCCCUGAUCAAACACCAAAGGAUUCAUACGGGAGAGAAGCCCUUUAAGUGUGACACCUGCGGGAAGCACUUCAUCGAGCGCUCUUCCCUCACCAUCCACCAGCGGGUGCACACAGGCGAGAAGCCCUAUGCAUGUGGGGACUGCGGCAAGGCCUUCAGCCAACGGAUGAACCUCACAGUGCACCAGCGCACACACACAGGUGAGAAGCCCUACGCAUGCGACGUUUGCGGGAAGGCCUUCCGGAAGACCUCAUCCCUCACACAACAUGAACGCGUCCACACAGGCGAGAAGCCCUACGUCUGUGGGGACUGCGGCAAGGCCUUCAGCCAAAACAUGCACCUGAUUGUGCACCAGCGCACACACACUGGGGAGAAGCCCUAUGCGUGCCGUGAGUGUGGGCGAGCCUUCAGCCAGAACAUGCACCUGACUGAGCACCAGCGCACGCACACAGGAGAGAAGCCCUACGCAUGCAGGGACUGCGGCAAGGCCUUCAACAAGAGCUCCUCCCUGACCCUACAUCAGCGCAACCACACAGGUGAGAAGCCAUAUGUGUGUGACGCAUGUGGCAAGGCCUUCAGCCAGAGUUCCUACCUCAUUCAGCACCAGCGCUUCCACAUCGGUGUGAAGCCCUUUGAGUGCAGUGCGUGCGGCAAAGCCUUCAGCAAGAACUCAGCACUCACACAGCACCGGCGCAUCCACACUGGUGAGAAGCCGUAUGAGUGCUAUGUGUGCAAGAAGCACUUCACAGGGCGCUCAUCACUUCUCGUGCACCAGAUUGUGCACACUGGGGAGAAGCCUUACACAUGCAGUGAGUGCGGCAAGGCGUUCGGCCAGAGCGCGUACCUAAUCGAGCACCAGCGCAUCCACACCGGCGAGAAGCCCUACCGCUGCGGCCAGUGUGGGAAGGCCUUCAUCAAGAACUCUUCCCUGACCAUGCACCAGCGCAUCCACACUGGCGAGAAGCCAUACCGCUGCGGCGAGUGCGGGAAGACCUUCAGCCGCAACACCAACCUGACGCGGCACCUGAGGAUCCACAUGUGAGCGCCUCUGCCGGCAGGAUACACCAGUCUCCCCAUGGAGCACAAGGCAGCUUGGGACAGAGGAGGCAGCAUGGGAAUAUGGGGUUUGUGGAGAGGCUUCUGCAUCACACGUGCCCCCCUCCACCGAGCAGCAGAAUGACUCCCCAUCCCAGUGUCUCCCCUCCUUGGGGAUAUUUUCAAGUUCACUGUCAUCGAGCCCCAGGCACUGGUCAGGGGAGCCUGACCACAGGCUGUCAGGGCUCAGGCCCAGCUCUCCAAGUAAGUUGUCCUAAGAACUGGGACUGUGCGGCUCGGUUUCCUCUGUGGUGAAGUGGGGCUGGUAGAGGUGUAGGAGGUAGACUCGGAUGGGCACAAGUUGUUGGUUUGCCCGGGAACCUAGAAAUAGUUUGUUACCAUCUAUGAGGGUUUUUUUUUGGGGGGGGGGGAGGAGUUAAGGGCUGAGGGGCAUCCUGUCCUGGCCCAGUCUUCCCACCCCAGGCUAGUAAGUGGUAGAAGUUUACAAUUUAUAUGUGAGGGAGAAAGAAGUUUUUUCAGAGUUAGCAAAUUACAAUAACUACUGCUUCAAAUGCCAAAGUUUCUUAAAGCAGUCUGUUACUUUUUUUAAUUAAUAAAACUUUGAAUUAAGGGAGACCCUGUCAUUUUAAAGACUUUUAGGUGUGAAAGAUAUAGAUUCUAGUUGUUCAGUCAAAACUUAAUUCUAGUACUGUGGGGGGAGGUGGGCAGGAAGGAAAACAAACACCGAUAGGUUUGAUAUUCAAGUGUAAUACUUACUGGUUUCCAUAAAUAGACAGUCUGCCCUUUUAUAGUUACCUUUUUUUGUUAAACGUGCAGGUAACUGUCCAUUCUUGCAGCUUUAACAAAAGACUUUAGACUGGGUAAUUUGUAAACAAUACAAAUUUAUUGCUUACAGUUCUGGAGGCUUGAAAGUUUAAGAUAAAAGAUGCAAAUUUGGUGUCACUUUUAUGUGUGUCCUCAAGUGGUGGAGAUGGGAAGCAGCUGUCUUCAGAUGUUUUAGAAGGGCACUAAUCACUUCUUAAAGGUCCCACCCACCUCUCUUUAUUGUUACAUUGGGGAUUAAAUUUCUAAACAUGGGAAUCACCUUGACAUUCAUACCAUGUCAGUAAUUUCAAGUGAGUUUCCUAAGGCUGAUUUGAAGCUUUGUUUACACGUGAAGUUUAUCCCAAAGUCAACUUUCUCUGGGCCAUCUUUUUAAUUUAGGUAUUUGAUACUACUGGUUGCUAACACCCUGCCAUUUCCAUUUAUUCCACACUUUAUGACACUGAUGUACUUGAAGAAUAAAUAAUUUGGUUUUAAAAUCAUUUAUAUUAGCAAGCACACUGUGCAAGUAGGAAAAACAAUCACUCUAGAAUGUAUAAACAAGGCAAAUCUUUUGUCAAAUGUAUGAUAGUUAAGUAAGCAUCAGGAUGGCUUUGAUGUAGACAUUUGUAUAUAUAUUCAUCAUUGGAGCCCCAUCGUGAUUCUCUGGCUCUCACUUUAUGUGCUGGCAUCAUCCACAGGCUGGCUUCCCUGUGGGAUGACAGCAGUUUCCAGCAGCUACUUGACUGCACAUUUCAGUCACAUUCAGAUGGAGAGAGAAGUCUUGCAGUUACUGAAAAAGACUCACCCAUGAACCAAUUGCUGUGACCAGAAAUGACUGAGAUCUGGGUCUUUCUGCUGUUUUUCUCAGUUACCAGCCCCUAAUGCAGUCUUUCUCAUGAGAUUCCCUGGAGUGAAAUGAAUACUAUUUUUAUCAUUUUAGAUAAAUUACUCAAAUCAUUGAAAUAAGUUAACACUUGUAAAAAAACAAAAUCAGAAUAGCCUGGUACAAAGUAAGUACUCCAUCUCAGUGAGUGUGUGCUAUUCCUACUCCAGUAAGAAAUGAUGCCCUCAUUUUUAAAAUGAAGGGCAUUGUACCCUACAAUGAUUGCAUUAUUGUACACAGCUAUGAUUUAAUAAAAAAAUAAUAAUAAUAAAAAUGAAGGGGAAAAAAGCAGGAUAAUGUAGCCAGUAAGAGUGGAGGGUCUAAGCAGGGGUCCUCAAACUACGGCCCACGGGCCACAUGCGGCAGUGUGAUUGUAUUUGUUCCUGUUUUGUUCUUUUACUUCAAAAUUAGAUAUGUGCAGUGUGCAUAGGAAUUUGUUCAUAGUUUUUUUUUGAAACUGUAAUCCGGCCCUCCAGCGGUCUGAGGGACAGUGAACUGGCCCCCUGUUUAAAAAGUUUGAGGACCCCUGGAAGCUUAGAUUCAAAUCCAGACUGUGACCUUACUUGGUAGGUGACUUUGGGCAAGUUUCUUAACUUCCCUGAGCCCAAAUUUCCUAAUUUGUAAAGUGAGAAUAAUACUAGUUCUCACUUUGUGCACUGUUUGUGGGGAAUAAAUGAGAUAAUGUGUGCAUUGCAGAGAACAGGUAUUACCUAGACAACAGUUGACAAAUAUAGUUCACAAUUCUUUGCUGGUGAAAUGGAGGGAGACUUAGGCCCUUUGGAAAGAUGUCUAUUGACGGCUUGCUAUAUGCCACAUUCCUUCAUACACAGUGGCUCCUUUAACCUUCAAAAGAUCCUUGAAGUAAGUAUUAUCUGUUGUACAGAUAAGGAGUCUGGGGCUCAGAGAAGCAAGGUAAAUUUCCUGAGGUCACACAGCAUGGAAGUGGAGGAGACAGGGUUUGAACUAUCCUUGCACUAGACUAAUCCUCCUGCAGAUGGAUAUGUUGAAUUUCUCAGUGCUUAACUCCUCUCCAUGGGCCCUGGGCCAGGUGUCUAUGUCCCUGUGUCCUCAAGCGUGGCCAUGAAAUAGAGGUUAUGGGUGCUGGGUAGGGGGCUGAAUGACCUCUCUCCUGGGGCAGUAAGAGUCCAUGCCACCCCUCUCAAGGGUAGCCCUCCAUGGCCACAUCACUCAGAGUAAACACCAGAUACCUCACAAAGCACUGUUGAAUCUAGCCACUCCUACCUCCUGGACUUGCCUCCACCCUAUUGCCCCCUUCAGCACUCUGUUCUAAGUUUUCCGUUUUUAGUAGAGACAGAGUCUUACUCCUGCUCAGGCUGGUCUUGAACUCUUGAGCUCAAGGGAUCCUCCUUCUGCCUCCCAGAGUGCUGGGAUUUCAAGUGUGAACCACCAUGUCUGGCUGACUUUUAAUGUUUUUACAUUUUAACAUCUCUCAUAUUGAAAUGUAUUUCACAGUUAUUCAUUUCUUCAGCUUUUCUUUUUUAGUCUUUUUUUUUUUUUUGAGACGGAAUCUUACUGUGUCACCCUCGGUAGAGUACCAUGGCGUCACAGCUCACAGCAACCUCAAACUUUUGGGCUUAAGAGAUUCUCUUGCCUCGGCCUCCCAAGUAGCUGGGACUACAGGCGCCUGCCACAACACCCAGCUUUUUUUUGUUUGAUGGUUCGAACUUGCCACCAUCGGUUUAUGUGGCUGGUGCUGUAACCACUGUGCUACAAACAUUGAGCCUCGUUUUUAGUCUUUUUAAGAUUUUAACCUUUAUUUCAUAAGCAAUACACAUGGAAGCAAAAUUUUCAUGUUCAUGGCAUACCAUAGUCAGGAAGAAAAAUUAGUUUCCAUUCCUAAGAUUAGCCAAGUAUUUACCAGAUCUACUUUGCCUAAUCCUGGUCACUAAAUAACAUAACAUUGAGCACUUCCCAUAAGCCUGGACUCCUCAGCAAAGAAUUUUAUUCUUGAGUUUUGCCAUGCUAAGAUUGGAGGACAUGUCACAAGCUUUUUGAAUGUGAUAAUUAUUUAAUAUAACUACUGCUUUUCUCAUUAUGAAAGAACACGUGUAGCCUGGAUAAACUCAGUAAUCUUUUGAUUUCUUCCUUUAAAUACCUUUUGUGUUUUUAACCUGGCUUUGCAGAUAUGCAUGAAGGCUUUGCAUGCAUAUCUGUGUGUCCACAGAAAAUAUCUGACAUUAUUUUAUGUGUUGGGUUUUCAUAUAACUUGCUUUUUCCCCCUACACAGCAAUGUGUCUAGGAGAUGUUUCCAUAUCAGUUUACAAAGAUCUAUUUUGUUCUGUAAAAUGAGGAUAAUAGCAUCAUCCAACCAAUAAGGCCUUGGUGAGGACAGAACAAAUCUUGAAAAAAAUAUUACUUUGGGGCCAGGCAUGGUGGCUUAUCGUAUAAUCCUGGGAGGCCAAGACAGAUGGAUUGCCUGAGCUCAGGAAUUUGAGACCAGCCUGAGAAAAAGUGAGAGCCUGUCUCUACUAAAAAUAGAAAAACUAGCUGGGUAUUGUAGUGGGUGCCUGUAGUCCCAGCUACUCAGGAUGCUGAGGCAAGAGGGUCACUUGAGCCCAGGAGUUUGAGGUUGCUGUGAGCUGUUAUGACAUCUGGCACUCUACCCAGAGUGACAGAGUAAGACUUUAUUUCAAAAAGAAAAAGUUACUUAAUUCAUAAUGAUUCUGUCUUUGCUAUGUUAACCCCAUCAUUUCUAUAGGGGUACUACAGAAAACCCUGUGGGAUAGGGGUAGUCAGGAGGAAGUGUGGAUUCUCAGCAGAACUGGCAGCUUGUUGCCCUGCCAGGAUUUGUACCAUACACACCCAGUGACUGGAUGCUUCAAGGUUAUAGCAAUGAGAUGAGUUUUCCCACUUCAGUUAUGCUUUGUUUUCCCUCCAGAAUAAACCAAAGUACAUUUAGUAGUAGUGAAAAAAAAAAAAGGUCUUUGGGGAGAGAUCAUCCUGAGUUAAAUCAUGACUGUUCCAUUUACAAGUUAAACUCAGGCCAAGGGGUUUGAGGCUCCCAAAUAAUCACUUUGGGGAAAUAAUCCAAAUAUCUGCCAGUUGGAGGAUGGCCACAUAAAUUAGAUAAAUUCACAUAGUAUGCCUGGAGUAGAUUCUUCUUUUUGUGGGAUGAUCCUUAUUGACAGGAUUCUCUCUCUGCCUUCUGGGUCCAAGCUGAUGGACCCCGGGGACAGAACAAUAAAUCAACUGCCUAUAAAGUGGUCUUAUUGUGGAGUCUUGUUCAACAGGAGGUCUGUGAUCUUGGAUGUCUUGUUUGGGUAGAUCAUGGCUCUGCAUCCAGCCAAUUGAUGUGCUUGGUUCAUUUCACUCAUUUUAAUUUUAAUGCAUUACUAACAUUAAGACAUUAGGACAGUUUACAUUUACAAGCAUCACCUUUCAUUCAGUCAACCUUCCCAAACCAACAUUCCUAGAGCAUCUGGUGUGUACCAAGAAGUGUUCUAGGUGCUUAGGCUCAGGAACAAAUUAGAAAUGCACAGUACCGGUGUUUGCAGCCGCCGCCGUCUCUUUCUAAUACCAGCGCCGCCUCUGGCUUGCCGAGCUCCAGCCAAAGAAGGGGAGUAAGAAGGUCUUUAUACCAUGGCUCGUACAAAGCAGACUGCCGGCAGAUCCACCUAUAUAGUAAAGCACCCAGGAAGCAACUGACUACAAAAGCCACUCGCAAGAGUGCCCCCUCUACUGGAAGGGUUAAGAAAGCUCAUCGCUACAGGCCUUGGUACUAUGGUACUCUGUGAAAUUAGAUGUUACCAGAAGUCCGCUGAACUUCUGAUUCGCAAACUUUCCAGCGUCUACUGCGAGAAAUUGCUUAGGACUUUAAGACAGAUCUGCGCUUCCAGAGUGCAGCUAUUGGUGCUUUGCAGGAGGCAAGCGAAGCCUGUCUGGUCGGCCUUUUUGAAGACACCAACCUAUGUUCGGUUCAUGCCAAACAUGUAACAAUUAUGCCAAAAGACAUCCAGCUAGCACGCUGCAUACGUAGAGAACGUCGUUGAGAGUCUACUAUGAUGGAAAAACAUUUCAUUAUAUUAAAAAAAAAGUAUCUUCUUCCUGUUAUUAGUAGUUCUGAACGUUAGGUUUUUUUUCCCAUGGGAUCAAGAAGAUACUUAAGUAUAUGAUUGUGACUGGAAAGAUAGGGGGCAGAAAUCAGGUAUUGGCAGUUUUUCCAUUUUCGUUUGUGUGUGAAUUUUUAAUAUAAAUGUGGGGAUGUGCAGCAUUAAUGCAAGUCAAAAUGUUUCAGUGAACAAGUUUCAGCAGUUCAAAUUUAUAACAAUUAUAAACAAACCUGUUAAAUUUUUCUAGACAAUGCCAGCAUUUGGAUUUUUUUUAAAAACAAGUAAAUUUCUUAUUGACAGCAACUAGUGUUUGUAGCAUUUUUAUCACACAGUAUACACCAUCCUUUCACUAUACUUUUUUACCUGAAUUAUCCUACAUGCAAGUACAUGUUUUUAA
Molecule: messenger RNA, 10710 nt
Organism: Nycticebus coucang (slow loris)
Lineage: Eukaryota; Metazoa; Chordata; Mammalia; Primates; Lorisidae
Product: zinc finger protein 628-like
Exons: 11
Coding region: 1168-4542 (1124 amino acids)
Biological process (GO): regulation of DNA-templated transcription
Source: RefSeq, a predicted model, not a curated record